Calliphora vicina (urban bluebottle blowfly) is the source of this 1274-nucleotide messenger RNA. RefSeq names its product Cyclin-dependent kinase 5 (gene Cdk5). Gene Ontology annotation, biological process: neuron apoptotic process; protein phosphorylation; axonogenesis. Gene Ontology annotation, molecular function: cyclin-dependent protein serine/threonine kinase activity; ATP binding. Gene Ontology annotation, cellular component: nucleus; cytoplasm. NCBI's taxonomy places the organism in Eukaryota, Metazoa, Arthropoda, Insecta, Diptera, Calliphoridae. The coding region runs from base 77 to 949 and encodes 290 amino acids. The record is from RefSeq and is a predicted model, not a curated record. The transcript has 4 exons.
GUUGUUUUUCCUUCUGCAAAAGUAUGCAAAAAUUAUAAACUGUUUACAAAAAGUUGAAAACAUCGCAUAAAAUACAAUGCAGAAAUAUGAAAAAUUGGAAAAAAUCGGGGAAGGUACUUACGGUACUGUGUUUAAGGGACGUAAUCGAGAAACUAUGGAAAUAGUUGCUCUCAAGCGGGUGCGUUUAGAUGAAGAUGACGAAGGUGUGCCAUCCUCAGCCUUGCGCGAAAUAUGCCUGCUUAAAGAGCUGAAACAUAAAAAUAUUGUUAGAUUGUAUGAUGUCUUGCAUUCGGAAAAGAAACUAACUUUGGUAUUUGAGCACUGUGACCAGGAUUUAAAGAAAUAUUUUGAUAGUCUUAAUGGCGAAAUCGAUAUGCAAGUAUGUCGCAGUUUCAUGUUGCAAUUGUUAAGAGGUUUGGCUUUUUGUCACAGUCGUAAUGUAUUGCACCGGGAUUUGAAACCACAAAAUUUAUUGAUCAACAAAAAUGGAGAACUUAAAUUGGCUGAUUUUGGUUUGGCUAGAGCUUUUGGCAUACCGGUGAAAUGUUAUUCGGCUGAAGUGGUAACUUUAUGGUAUCGCCCACCUGAUGUUUUAUUUGGCGCUAAAUUAUACACUACUAGCAUAGAUAUGUGGUCUGCAGGUUGUAUAUUUGCCGAAUUGGCAGAUGCCGGUAGACCUUUGUUUCCAGGAUCUGAUGUGUUAGAUCAGUUAAUGAAAAUAUUUAGAGUAUUGGGUACACCAACGGAAGACACUUGGCCAGGUGUUUCUCAUCUCUCUGAUUAUGUAGCUUUACCUCAUUUUCCCGCUAUUACAUCAUGGAGUCAAAUUGUACCGCGUUUGAAUUCCAAAGGACGUGAUUUGCUGCAAAAACUCUUAGUAUGUCGUCCCAAUCAACGUAUUAGCGCCGAACAUGCCAUGCAACAUCCAUAUUUUACAGAUGGCCAUUAGAUUAGAAACGCUUAAAAGAGAUUCCACAGAAUUAUAAUUUUGUUUUCAGACACUCAUGUGUAAAUUUUAACGGAAUUCUCCUGGUACCAAAAAAAAUUAGAAUUUUGUUUUUGUUAAUAGACAUUAUUUUAUAUUCUUCAAUCAUUUAAGCAAAAUUGUUUUCUAAUUUAAUUUAUAUUUGUAUAAUUAAGACUUAAAUGUUGAUUUAUGAUAUUAGCCAGUUAUGAUUAUUUUAAACUUAAGAAUAUUUUAACUAUUAUAAGUUAUUAACUAAUAUGUCUGAUCAUUUUUAAACGAGCAUAAUAAAAGCAGUUAAUAAAGCACA